AUGAACCAUUAUGCAAAAUGCUGUAGAGCUAAUGUGUCUGUGAAAAAGAAAGUGCACGCACUGGAAGAAGAGCCAGAGGAAUUAUUUGUGGACUGUUUGCUUAAAGAAGAUGAUGUUUUUGAACUGUCAGAGGAUACAGGAGAUGAUGAAUGGAUAGUGCCAAUAACUGUGAAUGACACAAUUAUGCCAUUUAAGCUUGAUACGGGAGCACAAGCAAAUCUGAUGUCUGAGGCUGAUUACAGACAACUCACAGUUAAAAGCAAAAUUUAUCCUGCCAGGACUAGAGUGCGAGGCUACACUGGAGACAGGGUUCCAGUUAAAGGGUGCUGUGUGGCAACGUUCGAGCACGGGGGACAACGUCUGAAGGCUCAGCUGCUGAUCGUGGCACACGAGGUACAGCCCAUAUUAGGCCUGAAAACUUGUGAAAAACUCAACCUGGUCAAGAGAGUUUAUGUGGUUGCAUCGCAGCCUCAGAGGGAUCAGCAUCCUUUCAUGGAGGAAUACAGGGAUGUUUUUGAAGGACUUGGAUGUUUGCCGGCGGUGCACAAAAUCCAUAAUGAUGAAACUGUGGCUCCUGUUGUCCAUGCAUGCAGAAAGGUGCCGUUCGCACUAAGAGAAAAAUUAAAGGAAGAACUUGCCCGCAUGGAAAAGCUAAAAGUCAUACAAAAAGUGGACGAGCCAACGGACUGGGUGAGCUCACUAGUGGUCGUUCAAAAGAAAAAUGGAUCACUGAGAACAUGCUUAGACCCAAAAGACUUGAAUAAAGCGAUUAAGAGGGAGCACUUUAAACUGCCCACUAGGGACGAGAUCAUGUCUCAGUUUGCAGGUGCCAAGUGGUUCAGCAAGCUUGAUGCGUCAUCAGGGUUCUGGCAGAUGAAGCUCGAUGACGCCAGUUCAAAACUCUGCACGUUUAACACUCCAGAGGGGCGUUAUCGCUUUCUACGCCUGCCAUAUGGGAUCCUGUCUGCUCCGGAGGUGUAUCACAAAACGAUUCACAUGGUAUACGAACACAUACCUGGAGUGGACACCAUGAUGGACGACAUCAUUGUUUGGGGGUCCACCGAGGAGGAACACGACAUCAGGCUGAAACAGGUACUGGACACCACCCGAAAAGUAAACCUGAAACUGAACAGAGAAAAGUGUGAACUAGGAGUAAAGAGGCUGACCUUUGUGGGGGAUGUUGUUUCAGAGGAUGGGGUGCAGCCAGACCCCAGAAAGACAUCUGCUAUUGUGAACAUGGACAGACCCAAAAACAAAGAAGAAGUCAGACGUUUUUUGGGCAUGGUAACAUAUUUGGCCAAGUUCGUCCCAAUGUUGUCCACUCAAUCAGCACCACUCAGAUGUCUUUUGGAGCAGAAAAAUGAGUGGGUGUGGUCACACGAACAGGAAGAGAGUUUCCAGACUCUCAAAAGACUCUUAACUGAGGAGCCAGUGCUGAAGUUCUUUGAUCCAGACAAGCAAGUAAGAAUUUCAGCUGAUGCAUCCCAGUAUGGACUCGGAGCAGUUCUUCUGCAGCAGCAUGAGGCAGCAUGGCAGCCGGUGGCUUACGCCUCAAGAGCCCCGAGCAGUGCAGAGCGUAAUUACGCUCAGAUAGAAAAAGAACUCUUGGCUAGCACAUAUGGGUGUGAGCGUUUUCACCAGUAUGUCUAUGGACAAGUGUUUGAAGUGGAGACUGACCACAAACCGCUGGUCUCCAUCAUGUCAAAGCCGCUGAACGACUGUCCCAUGCGCAUACAAAGAAUGUUAAUACGGCUGCAGAGGUACGACUUCAAAAUGAUCUACACACCUGGGAAGUAUAUGUUCGCUGCUGACGCUCUGUCACGGGCAGUGGACAAAAGUGAAAGAGCAGACGACAGAACAAAUGCAGACAUUGAGGCUUAUGUCAACAUGAUCGUCACUUCCCUGCCUGUUUCUGAUGACAGGAUGGAGCACAUCAGACAAGCCACAGAGUUGGACGACACAAUGGAAAAGCUCAAGCAGGCAAUAUUGUCAGGUUGGCCAGCACAGAAAAAUGACUGCCCCAGACAGAUUCAGGACUACUGGGCAUGCAGAGAUGAACUGUCUGUUGUAAAUGAUGUUGUGUUCAAGGGAAACAAAUUCGUAAUUCCAGUGGCGCUGCGCAAAGAGAUGCUUGGCAAAAUACUUGAAGGACAUCUAGGGGAGGAAAAGUGCAAGUGCAGAGCCCAUGAGGUCAUGUAUUGGCCAAGAAUGAACCAAGACAUCAGUCAGACCACUGCUUCCUGUGAAAUAUGUCUCACCUACAGGUCCAGGCAGCAAGCAGAGCCGCUCAUGCCACACGUCGUGCCAGAUGGGCCCUUCUACAAGGUGGGAGUAGAUUUGUUUGACUGUAAUGGAAAAAGUAAUAUUGUUCUGACAGAUUACUUUUCAAACUACCCAGAGGUCGCCACAUUACAGUCAACGACCAGUAAUGCAGUAAUCACUUUCUUGAAAGCGGUAUUUUCCAGACACGGGGUUCCAUGCGAAGUGGUGUCAGACAGUGGCCCCCAGUUCUCCAGUGGUGAGUUUGCCUCGUUUGUAAGAGAGUGGGGUUUCCAUCACAUCACUUCAAGCCCGCAUUACCCGAGAUCCAACGGUCUGGCAGAAAGUUCCGUGAAAGUGGUGAAAAAUCUCAUGAGAAAAGCACAAGAUGGACGCGAGGAUUUUCACAAGAGCCUCAUGAUCUACCGCAGCGCACCUCUGCAGAACGGUUUGUCUCCAGCUCAGAUGCUAAUGGGCCGGCGCCUGCGCACAAACCUUCCUGUGAUGGAGGGGCUGUUGACACCCAAAGGUGCACACAAGAUCAAGGCUGACAAAGAAAGAGGAAAACAGAAACAAAAACAGCAGUAUGACAAAAGCGUGAAAGACCUACCUGUCCUGAGGCCCGGAGAUCAGGUCCGUGUAUGGGAUCAUCUGACAAGCACUUGGAGUGUGCAAGGAUGUGUGUGUUACCAGGUGCAGACUGAGGAUGGACUGUCUCGCAGGAGAAAUCGUGUGGAUCUUCGUCCACACGAGCCAGGACAAAAUGUGGACAUGUAUGAUCUCUGUCCAUACGAGUCAAAUCAAACCAUGGACACUCCUGAGUCUUCACCCAAGCAAGCAGAGGUACAUGACAACCAGCUGCGGGUUUGUUCAGACAAGCAGACACAUCCAGAUGUUGCAGGCACUGGAGUUACAACAUCUACUUUGCCUGAAGUGUCCAGCAGACCUGCUGUGCCUAACAUAUCCAAUAGACCAAGAAGGACUGUUAAGAAACCAGACAGACUGAUUGAUAGCAUGUAA
This is a messenger RNA of Scomber japonicus (chub mackerel), 3279 nucleotides long. RefSeq lists its product as uncharacterized. The transcript has a single exon. The record is from RefSeq and is a predicted model, not a curated record. Gene Ontology annotation, molecular function: nucleic acid binding. The coding region runs from base 1 to 3279 and encodes 1092 amino acids. Gene Ontology annotation, biological process: DNA integration. Lineage: Eukaryota; Metazoa; Chordata; Actinopteri; Scombriformes; Scombridae.